Molecule: messenger RNA, 906 nt
Organism: Caenorhabditis remanei
Lineage: Eukaryota; Metazoa; Nematoda; Chromadorea; Rhabditida; Rhabditidae
Exons: 3
Coding region: 1-906 (301 amino acids)
Biological process (GO): regulation of transcription by RNA polymerase II; cell fate specification; positive regulation of DNA-templated transcription
Cellular component (GO): nucleus
Molecular function (GO): DNA-binding transcription factor activity, RNA polymerase II-specific; RNA polymerase II cis-regulatory region sequence-specific DNA binding
Source: RefSeq, a predicted model, not a curated record
AUGACCACCGCAUCCGGAAUCGAACUUUCCUUGAGCAACCCAGACGAAUGGAAGCAAUUCUACCCUCAAACUGAAAUGAUUGUCACGAGAAAAGGUCGUAAAUUGUUCCCACACUUGAACUACAGUCUGAAAGGGUUGGAUCCAAAUGAGCUGUAUGGCAUUUUCAUUCACUUCGAGAGAGUAGAUAUAAACAGAUAUCAAUUCCUUCAUAAUAAGUGGAAUGUGUUUGGUAAAGGCGAUGAAGUUCGACCGAUUAAAGCGGAACAACAUCUGGAUGGGUGGAGAGCGGGAAGUUAUUGGAUGACAAAACCAAUCUCAUUCGAGCAUGUGAGAAUCACUAAUGACCCGGAUCUCAAAAAACCGAAUACAUUUGUGUUGCAAAGCAUGCACAAAUUUAUGCCUGUAAUUGGGAUUCAGAAGAUGGGAGAUUCGAAGAUUGAGGGAUUCCGAUUGGAGGUCACAGAGUUCAUGGCUGUGACUGCUUAUCAGAAUAAUGACAUCAAGGAAUUGAAAAUUCAAAUGAACCGAUUUGCCUCCGGAUUCAAGGACACAGGAGGACACAACAAAUCACGAGAUUCUGGAUCCUCACCACGUGGAGUCAAAAGGCAAUCCACAUCACCAGAAGUGUAUGGAUCGGUGACCCCACCAACAGCUCCGUGGACCCCUCCGUAUAACCCAUGGACUCCAAUGAGUUACAACGAUAUGUAUCCGAUGUAUCCGAUGUACCCAUGGCAGAUGCCAAUGGGAAUGUAUCCUAUGGUUCCACCAAUGAGUUCAGGAAUGGCUCCAGGGGUGCCUAUGAAUUCUAGCAUGCCACCAGUUGCUGACGUCUUUCAAAAUCAACCAGCUAUGCAACAGAACCCAAUGUAUAUGGGAUGGGGUAGUUUUAAUGCACGAAUACAAUAA